CCAUUGACCAGUAUUCUUAUGAACUAUGCAACUCCCGUAUGACCAAUGGCUUGAACGCGACUGCUUGACUAUUCGUUUACUCUUUAUUACGGUUUGCUUUCAUUUUCUUUGCAAAUAAAAAGGUUCUUCUUUCUUCUUCUUCUCCUCCUCCUCAGUCGCUACAACUUCCACGAAGAGUUUUCCUUUGAGAUUCAGUGGCUGUAGAAAACCAAAAACUCACUUAAGCAGCUUCUGGUUCAUCAACUUCGAAAUGGGUUUUGUGGGUCUUGUUCAAUUUGCUGGCAAAUAUUUUGUUGAUGUUCUUGCAUGGCCUCUCUUUGCCUUGGGGUAUCCACUGUAAGAUUCUUUCUAUAUGUGCUUCUGUUAGGGCAAUUGAGCACAAUUCAGUUUCAGACACUCAGAAGUUGAAUACUUAUUGGGUUGUUUUCUCUUUGAUUCUGCUUCUUGAACAUGUUUUGAAUCUCCUUGAGUGGCUUCGGCUGUGGCAAUACAUCAGGCUAAUGAUUGUCUGCUGGUUGGUGGUCCCUUACUUUGAUGGUGCUUUCUACGUCUAUAAAAAUCUUAUUCGUCCAUGUCUUUCUAUGGACCUCCAAAACGUCAUCAAUUGGUUCAAUAAACGAAUGAAGUCCUUGUAUGCGAAAGAUAACUUUUCAACCGAGAUGGAGAAAUAUAUAAAGGAGAAUGGACCUGAAGCUCUUGAGAAAAUCAUUGCUCGGAAGUCUGGUAGCACAAUGCAGAAUCUUGAUGUGAAAGAUAUCAAAGCAUCACCAUCUACAGAGAAUAAAAAGGUGGAGCAGUUGAACUCUGAAAGGCCUACUGUUACACAGAAAGAUAUCAGACCUAUAGAGGUUUUGGAUAAGAAUGAAGUGAAAGCUCUUAAGCAAGAUGGCGGAGUACAGCCAAAUGUCACUCGGGUUGAAAACAUAAAUUUUGCAGGUCCAGAGAUUAAAAAACCGGUUCCUGAAGUUGCAACACAAAGAGAACUUCCACAGACACCUACUUCUACUAAAGGCCAGAAAUUGACCUGUGAGAUAUGCAAUAUAACAUUGCAGAGUGUGAAUGCUUUGGAUUACCACCUCGAAGGGAAAAACCACCAGGCUGCUGUUGAGGCACUGAAAGCCAAAAUCCAGUCGCCAGGCCCCAAAGUUGUCCACAAUUUUGCGGGUCCAGAGAUUAAAAAACAGGUUCGUAAAGCUGCAGCACAAAGAGAACUUCCACAGACGUCUGCUUCUGGUAAAGGCCAGAAAUGGACUUGUGACAUAUGCCAUAUGAAAUUGCAGAGUGUGAUUACUUUGAAUUCUCACCUUCAAGGGAAAAAACACAAGGCUGCUGUUGAGGCACUGAAAGCCAAAUUCCAGUUGUCAAGCCCCAAGGUUUCCCCCACUGAUAUUCCAAAAAAUUCCAAUGUGCCAAAUGUGAAGCCGGGAAAGAGUGGACCACAGAAAGAGUAUCCCGGUAAUGCUGAGGUUCGAGGCCAGCAACAGGGUAAUCCUGCUUCCGUUCCAAGGAAUACAGUGCAGCAUUGGGAUUGGGAUUGGGAUUGGGGUUGGGAUUGAUAAGAGCUCUCUAUGGUGCAGCAUUUGUAAUGUAAAAUGUACUGGUGAGUCUAACAUGGCAUCUCAACUUAGAGGCAGAAGGCACUUAGCUGCCCUUCAAAAACUAUCCACUUAGUCCACUUAGUUCGAUUUCCUCAUCUGAGACCCCCACUCUGUUUCUCUCUCUCUCUCUCUCUCUCUAUAUAUAUAUAUAUAUAUAUGUAUAUAUUUAUAAUGCAAUUUAGGUCGUAUUAUCGUUUUCUA
This is a messenger RNA of Ziziphus jujuba (common jujube), 1799 nucleotides long. RefSeq lists its product as uncharacterized. The record is from RefSeq and is a predicted model, not a curated record. Gene Ontology annotation, molecular function: nucleic acid binding; zinc ion binding. The transcript has 7 exons. Bases 297 to 1556 code for a protein of 419 amino acids. NCBI's taxonomy places the organism in Eukaryota, Viridiplantae, Streptophyta, Magnoliopsida, Rosales, Rhamnaceae.